Messenger RNA from Chrysoperla carnea, 1061 nucleotides. Its product is annotated as hyaluronidase-like. Bases 1 to 1047 code for a protein of 348 amino acids. The record is from RefSeq and is a predicted model, not a curated record. The transcript is spliced from 7 exons. Gene Ontology annotation, molecular function: hyalurononglucosaminidase activity. Gene Ontology annotation, biological process: defense response; carbohydrate metabolic process; hyaluronan catabolic process. Lineage: Eukaryota; Metazoa; Arthropoda; Insecta; Neuroptera; Chrysopidae.
AUGUACGAAAAUUUAAUGAAUCAUUCUAAAAUAUUCAACGGUACAACCACGUCAAGUAUUGGUACAACUGUUGAAACAAAAUUUCAUGCAUAUUGGAAUUCGCCAACGAUUGAAUGCCGAGCACAUAUUGAUUUUCGAUUAUCUGAAAAGUACAAUAUUAUUCAAAAUACGAAUGAUGAAUUCAUUGGAAAUCGAAUUUCACUGAUAUAUAGUCCAGGGGAUUUUCCAGCACUUUUGAAAAAUGAUACAAACAAAGAGUUUUACUAUCGAAAUGGUGGUAUUCCACAAAAUGGAAAUGUUAGUGAACAUUUGGAGAUUUUUUAUGAUCAAAUAGAAAAAUUAAUUCCAAAUAAUGAAUAUAAUGGCUUGGCAAUUCUUGAUUUUGAAAGUUGGCGGCCAAUAUAUCAACAAAAUUUUGGUUCAUUACAACCGUAUCGUGACAUAUCGUUUGAGCAGGAACGUAAACAACAUCCAAAGGAAUCAAAUGACAAAAUAACGGCACUGGCAAAGUUUCAAUUUGAAACCGCAGCACGAGAAUUUUUCGAAAGCACAAUCAUUUUAGCUAAAAUAAUCCGGCCAUAUGCACAGUGGGGAUAUUACCAAUAUCCAUUAUGUUACAAUCAAGGUGGAGAUUUAAUAGGAAAUUGUUCAAAUACCGUGGCAAAAGAAAAUGAUGAAAUAAAAUGGUUUUUCGAGAGUUCAGAUACAUUUUAUCCGUCAAUAUAUUUACAAGAAAAAUUGAGCGUUGAUGAACGACAAAAAUUAAUUAAAGCCCGUAUAACUGAAACUCAAAGAGUUGCUAACACUAUUGAAUCGCCAAAGUUUAUCAUCCCAUACUUUUGGUACAAAUUUCAAGAUAAUGAUGCAUUUUUAACUGAAGAUGAUAUUCGUUUAACACUAACCCAACUUAAAGAAUCUGGUGUAAAUGGAGUUAUUUUUUGGGGCAGUUCAAAUGAUGUCAAUUCAAAAGAAAGAUGCCUGGAGCUACAUGAUUAUGUAGAACAAAUUUUAGGACCAAUUUUUAAUGAAAUUGUGGAUUCAGAAUGAUAUAAUUGAUAUAU